Messenger RNA from Lolium perenne, 891 nucleotides. Lineage: Eukaryota; Viridiplantae; Streptophyta; Magnoliopsida; Poales; Poaceae. The record is from RefSeq and is a predicted model, not a curated record.
AUGGUUGUGUUCGGCGACGUCGUCGACGACAUUAUAAUGCUUCUGACAGACGUGAACGGUGGUGUCAUGAUGUUGUUCAUCGACGUGGUGAUGCCUAUGAUGGGCGUGACCAGCGGUGUCAUGGUGGUGAUGGUUAUGCCUAGUCUUGCGCAGGCCGCCUUGGCCAUCGUCGGCGAGAGUGGCAUGGUGGUCUUUCCGCGCACCGGCGUGGUGCCAGGCUUCGUGAUAGCGGCGUCAAGCUUUGUGAUAGGUGAGGAGGUGAGAGACCGCGCCGCCGCCGGGCCAUCUCCCGCCGCCGCCGAGCGGAGCCGUCUCUCGCGCCGCGGGACGGACGCCUUCCGCGAGGCCGCGGCCCGGGCGGCGCGGGACCUCCCGUCCUCCGCGCACGCGCUCGAUGGGCUCGCCGACAUCGUCGCCCUGGGCAAGGACGCCCUCGCCCAGGCCGCCGCCUCCUCCGCCUCCCCCCCGUCCGCGGACGCCAAAUCCGACCUCAGCUCCGCGUCGGGCCACCUCUGCUACUACAGCCGCUUCGAGGCGCAGCUGCGCGCGCUCCAGUCGGAUCCGGCCACCUUCGCCGCCGAUCCCGACGACGCCGAGGACUUCGCGGCCUGGAGGAGGGAGGCCGGGUUCUGCGUCGACGAGCGGCAGGAGGAGAUCGAGGCGCUCUGCUACGAGAGCGACGCCGUGGAGGGCAUGCUGGACCGGCUCGUGCCCGACGCUGUGGACGCCGAGCUGUUCUGGGCGAGGUACUUCUACCGCGUCCACAGGCUCAAGCAGCAGGAGGACGCCAGGGCCAAGUUCGUGAAGCGGGUCAUCGCGCAGGAGGAGGAGGAGGAUCUAAGCUGGGAGCUGGAUGAUGAGGAAUCAGCACCAGAGGAGGAGAUUAAGUAG